AUGUUCCGAUCUUCUAUCCACUUUCUGGCAAGGUUAGUAAGCUCUCGCGAAGCGGCAGAACAUAGACUAAUUCUCUUAUAGAAGGCAGACGGUGCGAUUAUUUUAAUUUUAGCCUUGAGGAACUGUUACCUAUAUUUGAAUAACAUUCAUUCUGCGUUUUUCGCUAAUAUUAGAUCCCCGAGAACCGUGGAAACGCACACACACGCGCGCGUUCGCUGCUCGAGCUGUCUUUUUUUGACGUACGCCACCGUGACGGUGGUGAAACGCAGCAACUCCAACCGUGUUGGACAGUUUCCUUCGCGGCGUGGGCCGUAUUCCCGCCAUUCCGCAUCUGGUAUAAGAGGGACCACGGAUCGGCCCGAGCACUUCAGUCCACUCAAAGAUACACCACACGGUACAAGGAUGGCUCUCGAACGUCAAGUGCGCGCCAAGAUGGCGGCGAAACGCAACCCCGAGAUGGAGAAAGAAGCCCAGGAAUGGAUCGAAUCCAUUCUUGGCAAGAAGUUCCCGCCCGGUGAGCUGUUUGAGGACGUGCUCAAGGAUGGACAGGUGCUGUGCCACCUGAUGAACAAGAUCUCACCCGGAUCGGUCGCUAAGAUCAACAGCUCCGGUGGUCAAUUCAAAAUGAUGGAGAACAUCAACUCGUUCCAGAAAGCUCUGAAGGAGUACGGAGUGGACGAUGUAGACGUGUUCCAAACGGUGGACUUGUGGGAAAAGAAGGACAUAGCACAGGUGGUGACCACUCUGUUCGCUCUUGGUCGUACGACGUACAAGCACCCGGAGUGGAAGGGACCGUACCUGGGACCUAAACCAUCAGAGGAAUGCAAGCGCGAGUUCACGGAAGAGCAACUGCGCGCUGGAGAGUCCGUGAUUGGUCUCCAAGCCGGUUCCAACAAAGGCGCCACCCAAUCAGGCCAGAGCAUCGGCGCCACCCGCAAGAUCCUCCUGGGAAAGUAAAUCCGACUCUCCUAACUUCUCUCCGUUUAGACCCCAAAAUCUGUACUUUGUAUGUAAAUGUAUAUAUUAUGUAUUUAUUUUGUAUUUUGUAAUUGAACGAUAAUAAAUAUUUAUUAUUUACAA
Colletes gigas is the source of this 1080-nucleotide messenger RNA. RefSeq names its product muscle-specific protein 20-like (gene Mp20). Gene Ontology annotation, molecular function: protein binding. The transcript is spliced from 7 exons. Lineage: Eukaryota; Metazoa; Arthropoda; Insecta; Hymenoptera; Colletidae. The record is from RefSeq and is a predicted model, not a curated record.